GUUGAGGAUACUUUACACCACUUUCUAUAUGACUGUCCCACUAAACAAGCUAUCUGGCUUCAGUGUUUGUCUACCUUCUUUCCAAACGUAACAAUCGUACCUGGUCGAAUACUAUCCAUUCUCCUUGCGCUUGACUUCGGUGAUUUACACAACACAAGAUCUCCUGUUGCCACUUCGUUGACGUUUAUAUCCGUUAUAGGUUGUAUAUUGCAAGGGAUCUGGAGAUCCCAUUGGCAACUAGUGUUUGACGAUCAACCUUUCACUACCACCACGGUACUAACACGCUGCCUGUCUAUCGUAUGGCAAUUACACUUUCAAUCGCUGGCUGAUUAG
This is a messenger RNA of Mucor mucedo, 333 nucleotides long. RefSeq lists its product as uncharacterized. NCBI's taxonomy places the organism in Eukaryota, Fungi, Mucoromycota, Mucoromycetes, Mucorales, Mucoraceae. The transcript has a single exon. The record is from RefSeq and is a predicted model, not a curated record. The annotation marks the transcript as partial.